GUGUUUCAUAUCUGAGAAGGAAGAUUGGGGUGAAGUUGUCAGCCUGGCAGGAAACAAAGGCAGCAGGAAAUGGAGAAACAGGGAAGGAUCCGGGCAGCAUCCCACAGGAGGCUGGGGCUACAAUCUAGCACGUGGCAGUCACUCUCUCCAGCAACAUUUAGCUCUUCAGAUCCAGGCACAGGGCAAGAGGGUCAGACUCAAACCCGGGUGAGAGACCUGUUCACAAGUGCCCACAAGGACUGCCCCAUGCCCCAGGGCACGGACCCCUUGAACCCAGACCUGCCCUCGGGCCACACUCCCACCGUGGCUGUAGACCAUGUCACUGGCAAGGACAAACAGAUGGAUUUCUGUUGGGAUCCUUGGCAGAGGUGCUUCCAGACCACCAACGGCUACCUGUCCGACUCCAGGUCCUGCCCCAGCAACUACAACGUGGCAGCCCUGGCCACCUCGUCCCUUGUGGGGGUGGUGCAGAGCAUCAAGGACCACAUCACAAAGCCCACGGCCAUGGCCCGAGGCCGAGUGGCCCACCUCAUCGAGUGGAAGGGCUGGAGUGCCCAACGGGCGGGCUGGGAGCUGUCCCCAGCUGAGGACGAGCAUUACUGCUGCCUCCCGGACGAGCUGCGUGAGGCCCGCUUUGCUGCAGGGGUCGCUGAGCAGUUUGCCAUCACAGAGGCCACAUUGAGCGCUUGGUCCUCGCUGGACGACGAGGAACUGCACCCCGAGAACAGCCCCCAGGGCAUCGUCCAGCUCCAAGAUCUGGAGAGCAUCUACCUUCAGGACAGCCUUCCCAGUGGCCCCUCGCAGGAUGACAGCCUUCAGGCCUUCUCCUCGUCCAGCCUCUCCCCUGACAGCUGUCCCUCACUGGAGGAGCCCCCCAGCACCGCUGGCAUCCCGCAGCCCCCCAGCCCAGAGCUGCAGCAUCGGCGGCGGCGGCCCGGGCACCAAGGACCCGAGGAUGGGACGCACCUACCAGGAUCCCUUCCCUCCGUGGACAGCGGUUCCCUCUGGGAGGAGGAGGACGAGGUGUUCUAUAACUGAGGCGGGGGCCGUGCUGGUCAGGCACCUGCUCACACCAUGACGUCGCCUGGUGGGCAGUCCAGGCAAAUCUGGAUCCCGGGGUCCAGGGCAGGGCAUCUCUUGACACCUCGGGUAGGCACAGGGCAGGUGUGGCAGGGAUGGGGCCAGCGCUCAUCAUGGCCUCUCUGUGCCUCGGCAGACCUGCCCCAGCAGUGGCAGCCAUAACCCCUCCCCCCUCAUUACUUCACUCAGGUGGGCACCUUCCCCUGCAGGGUGUCUGCCCUCAGGGAACUCAAGGACUCUCAGAGACACCAGGGCAGCCUGGCCCAGAGGAGCAACAGCCAGGCCCCCAGGAGGACAGCCAUGGAGAGAACUGAGACCCACUUAGAGGGGAGUCUGGGAACUCUGCCUGUACCUGGGGCUCAGUCCCUCCCCACUCUAUCUGUGUGUCUACCCCCAAGCAAAAGUGGGGUGGCCACUUCUGGUAGCUAAGCACCUGCUCCCCGGCUGUCCUCACCAGGACAUCUGUCUCUCUGGAGUGUUUGUCUGUCUGUCCCUCCCUCUCUGAACCUGCUUCCUCGGUGUCCCCUGCUCCUCGCCCCCGGGAGCCCACUCUCGUUCCUUGCAGCUCCCUCCCAUCUCACUCAAGGUUCUCUGAGGACAUUAAAGUGGUCGAUUCACUCUGGA
Molecule: messenger RNA, 1704 nt
Organism: Mandrillus leucophaeus (drill)
Lineage: Eukaryota; Metazoa; Chordata; Mammalia; Primates; Cercopithecidae
Gene: FAM131C
Product: family with sequence similarity 131, member C
Exons: 7
Coding region: 70-1038 (322 amino acids)
Source: RefSeq, a predicted model, not a curated record